UUUCUGAUUCUUGUUCUGAGUGCUCUGCCGCCUCUGGCAUCUUCUUUGGCAUGGGAAGUUCCUGAGUAAUGUGGGUUAGAUGAAUAAGGAAGUGACUGGCAAGAUCGGUGCGAUUUGAGCUGCUCUUGUUUCUUUUAUUGCCAAACCGUGGAGACCCAACUGAGGUUUUGAGAUGGUUCUAACCAUCCAUUGCACUGGAAAGGUCGGAUUUUUAAGAAGCAGUACGAGGGAAAGCUCUCUGUUUUUUCUUCUCCCGAUUAGUGUUAGUGAUCGUUGUAGUGGUGUUCGAGGUGCAAUCUCAUCAAUAGGCCUAAGGAUCCGGGUUAUUGACUUGCAUUUGAAGGAUUAGUGUUGUACUCAAUGGCAUUUGCAAGAAUUGUUAGGGGCAACCUGAGAAGAGCAGGAGGUGCUAUUGGGAGCUUUAGAGAUGGAAAUGAAGUAGUUUUUAGAGGAACAUCUGCGGAUUCAUUUUCCUUUUCCUCUUUCGAAAGUGUCCCCACGAGAAGCGAUUUUUCCAACCACUUACUGGUGAGUAAGAUUAAUUAUUCUUGUAACUGGAGCAGAGGAAUUAAGACAACCCCACAUGAUCAAUUUCCUGUCGCCGAGAGGGCAUUGGCGGAGUCCGAUUCUGAAUAUGAGAGGGACAGAUAUCCGGGUCUUGAACCAACUAAGCCUGGAGAAAAGCCGAGGGUGGUUGUUCUUGGUACCGGUUGGGCAGCUUGCAGGUUUAUGAAGGGGCUUGAUAUGAACAUGUAUGAUAUUGUGUGCGUUUCACCCCGAAAUCACAUGGUUUUCACUCCCCUUCUUCCGUCCACUUGUGUCGGAACCUUGGAGUUCCGUUCGGUUGCUGAGCCCGUUAGUCAGAUACAGCCUGCUCUUGCGGCUACCCCCAAUUCUUAUUUCUAUUUGGCUUCCUGCACCGGGGUUGACACUGACAAGCAUGAAGUGUACUGUGAAACUUUUGGCGAUGGCGGACUGCCUCAUGAGCCUUACCAGUUUAAAGUUGCAUAUGACAAGCUGGUCAUUGCAGCUGGAGCCGAGCCCUUGACUUUCGGUGUAAAGGGCGUCAAGGAACACGCCUACUUCCUUCGCGAGGUGAAUCAUGCCCAAGAAAUCAGGAGGAAGCUUUUGUUGAACCUCAUGCUCUCUGAAAAUCCAGGUAUAUCAGAAGAAGAAAGGAAGCGCCUUUUACACUGUGUUGUUAUUGGUGGUGGACCAACUGGGGUGGAGUUCAGCGGUGAAUUAAGCGAUUUUAUCAUGAAAGAUGUCCGUGAACGUUUUCCUCAUGUUAAGGAUUACAUUCAAGUCACCCUUAUCGAGGCAAAUGAAAUCCUGUCGUCGUUCGAUGUUAGCUUGCGGCAGUAUGCGAUGAAUCAUCUAACAAGGUCCGGGGUUUGUCUUAAAAGAGGCGUGGUGAAAGAGGUGCAUGCGAAGAAAAUUGUACUGAGUGAUGGCACGGAUGUUCCAUACGGCUUCCUAGUCUGGUCCACCGGUGUUGGACCCUCAGAGUUUAUCAAGUCACUUAGUCUUCCCAAAUCCCCUGGUGGAAGGAUCGGGGUUGACGAAUGGUUGCGGGUACCUUCAGUGGAAGAUGUGUUUGCGCUGGGGGAUUGUGCGGGUUUUCUCGAACAGACAGGGAGGCCGGUGCUUCCCGCUUUAGCUCAGGUCGCGGAAAGGGAAGGGAAAUUCUUGGAGGAGCUGUUUCGUAGGAUAGGGAAGCAAAAUGGAGGGAAAGCAUUUUGCUUGAAAGACAUACCUCUAGGAGACCCAUUUGUGUACAGACAUUUGGGAAGCAUGGCUUCUGUAGGGCGUAACAAGGCGCUCGUCGAUUUGCGCCAGUCUAAGGACGCGAAGGGAAUAUCGCACGCGGGAUUUGUGAGCUGGCUGGUUUGGCGUUCAGCUUAUCUCACAAGGGUAGUCAGCUGGAGGAACAGGUUCUACGUCAUGGUGAACUGGACGACGACUAUGGUAUUUGGAAGAGACAACUCGAGGAUAGGUUGAAGAUGGUAGAGAUAUUCCAUACCUUAGCUGCUUGACACUAGUCUUGAAGUUUUGUCAAUUCUGUGGUACUUUGUGCUCUUUUUGGGUGGAAAGGUUCAUUUAUUUGUCACACAAGUAUUUAGCGUGGCUAGUAAAAUAACGAUGGUUUUGCA
Rhodamnia argentea is the source of this 2153-nucleotide messenger RNA. Its product is annotated as internal alternative NAD(P)H-ubiquinone oxidoreductase A2, mitochondrial-like. The coding region runs from base 361 to 2001 and encodes 546 amino acids. NCBI's taxonomy places the organism in Eukaryota, Viridiplantae, Streptophyta, Magnoliopsida, Myrtales, Myrtaceae. The transcript is spliced from 9 exons. Gene Ontology annotation, molecular function: NADH dehydrogenase activity. The record is from RefSeq and is a predicted model, not a curated record.